Messenger RNA from Apus apus (common swift), 1209 nucleotides. It is a transcript of the gene CRNN, whose product is annotated as cornulin. The record is from RefSeq and is a predicted model, not a curated record. Lineage: Eukaryota; Metazoa; Chordata; Aves; Apodiformes; Apodidae. The coding region runs from base 1 to 1209 and encodes 402 amino acids. Gene Ontology annotation, biological process: positive regulation of cell cycle G1/S phase transition; cellular response to cytokine stimulus; regulation of phosphatidylinositol 3-kinase/protein kinase B signal transduction. The transcript has 3 exons. Gene Ontology annotation, molecular function: transition metal ion binding. Gene Ontology annotation, cellular component: cytoplasm.
AUGUCCCAGCCCCAGGAAAACAUGGAUGGCAUCAUCUCUGCUUUCUACAUGUGCACCAGGAGGGAUGGGAAGUGCAGCCCCCUGAGCCUGGAGGAGCUGAGGUACCUCAUGGAGCAGGAGUUUGCUGAGGCCAUGGAGAACCCCCAGGACCCCAAAACUGUCAAGAAGGUGCUGUGCUUCCUGGAUGACAACAGCAACUGCAGGGUUGACUUCAGAGAGUUGCUCAGUCUGGUUUUCCGCGUGGCCAAGGCUUGUUACCAGCCACUCCAGCAGCACCAGGGACCAGAAGAUCAUCAAGAGCUGAUAAAGCAAGAGAAGGCAGUUGGGGAGCAGCCACUGGGGCUGCAAGCACAGGGGAGGGUCUUCCACAAUGAGCAAGUCCAUGAGCAGGAUGUGAGCAAUCAGGAAGAUGAGACAUCAAAGCAAGAUCGGGACACACAUCAAACCCAAGAGGGCGAGACAUCAAAGCAGGAUCGGGACACACGUCAAACCCAGGAGGGUGAGACAUCAAAGCAGGAUCAGGACACACGUCAAACCCAAGAGGGUGAGACACCAAAGCAGGAUCAGGACACACGUCAAACCCAGGAGGGUGAGACACCAAAGCAGGACCCAGACAACCAUCAAACCCAGGAGGGUGAGAAACCAGAGCAAGAAGAGGACACCCAUCAGGAUGAUGGGACUGAAGCGCCAGGAGGGGAUCCAGAGAGAGGUGAGAUCCUGGGCACUGCAACCCCAGAGCAGGACAGAAAUACCCAUAAGGCUGAAGUGACUGAGAUGCCAAAACAGGACCCAAAACCCCACCUGACCAAAGAAACUGGUGUACCAAGACAGGGUUCAAAUGACUAUCAGAGCCCAGAGAUGGAGUCAGAAGAGCAGGACCUGAACUGUCCCUCUGAGACACAAGGGAGAGACCCAAACAAAGAGACCCAGGUCUGUGAGGCCCCUUGGCAUGACCCCAACUCCAGCAAGGCCCAGAAGCUGCUGCCCCCACAGUUGGGUGCAAGCCCCCGUUGGGAUCCCAAGCUCCAGGGAUCACUCCAUGACCCAACUUUCCAUCAUCUCCCUGAAUCCAAGGUGCUGGAGCAGGAGCACAGUGAGGCAGAGGCUCCAUCAUGUCCAGCACAACAACAACAAGACCCUCAUCACCAAAGACAACCCACGAUGGAGCAACAGCUCCUACAGCCUCUGUACCAGUGGCCACCACAGUAG